Molecule: messenger RNA, 2626 nt
Organism: Drosophila willistoni
Lineage: Eukaryota; Metazoa; Arthropoda; Insecta; Diptera; Drosophilidae
Gene: Sf3a1
Product: splicing factor 3A subunit 1
Exons: 7
Coding region: 86-2542 (818 amino acids)
Biological process (GO): regulation of alternative mRNA splicing, via spliceosome; mRNA cis splicing, via spliceosome
Cellular component (GO): U2-type prespliceosome; catalytic step 2 spliceosome; U2 snRNP
Molecular function (GO): protein binding; RNA binding
Source: RefSeq, a predicted model, not a curated record
UUUUUUUAAUUUAAAAUCGAAACAAAAAUAUAAUUAACGUCAACGGCGUAACUUGGAAACGCGAGUCUUAGUGCUACUAAAAACGAUGCCCACCGCUCUUGACGCAGAGGUUGCCAACGAGCAGUUCGGAAAUGACCAAGCCAAGUCCAUGUCGGGGCCAAUUAUUGGCAUAAUAUAUCCACCGCCGGAAGUUAGAAAUAUCGUUGAUAAGACCGCCAGUUUCGUGGCACGUAAUGGACCGGAAUUCGAGGCCCGCAUCCGUCAAAAUGAGUUGGGAAAUCCAAAGUUUAAUUUCUUGAAUGGCGGCGAUCCCUACCAUGCCUACUACCGGCAUAAGGUCAAUGAGUUUCGCGAAGGAAAUGGCAAGUACCGCGAUAUCAAUGUUGGUUAUUGUUCUCUAAUAUCUUCUUAUGUAGAUGCUGGGAUUACUGCACUUACGGGUCUAAAGCAGCUAGCCGUGACUAGUGCGGCACAGCAGCGACAGCAGGAGCUGUUGAAACAAGUCGUGGAACAGCAAUUUGUACCCAAGGAACCACCGCCAGAGUUUGAAUUUAUUGCUGAUCCACCAUCGAUUUCAGCUCUAGAUCUGGACAUUGUUAAACUGACUGCGCAGUUUGUAGCUCGUAAUGGUCGCCAAUUUCUCACUAAUCUUAUGAGUCGGGAGCAGCGCAAUUUUCAAUUUGAUUUUCUUCGGCCGCAGCAUUCGCUUUUCCAGUACUUUACAAAGCUAUUGGAGCAGUAUACUAAAGUACUGAUACCGCCCAAAGAUCUGUUGGGUAAAUUGCGCACAGAGAGCGCUCCAGGUCGCAGUAGCAUGAACCAGGUGCUUGAUCAGGUAAAGUAUCGGGCAAAUUGGCAGCGCCAUCAGGAGGCUCAACGUAGACGCGAAGAGGAGAAGAUAGAGCGUGAACGUGUCGCUUAUGCCCAGAUCGACUGGCAUGACUUUGUGGUUGUGGAGACUGUGGACUAUCAGCCCUUUGAAUCGGGUAACUUUCCGCCGCCGACCAAUCCCGAUGAAGUCGGAGCCCGUGUUCUUAUGGAAGAGCGUUUGCUCGAGGAGGAGGGCGGCGAUAUUGAAAUGCAAAUUGAGUCGGAUGACGAAGAAGACACCAUUUUGGCUGCUGCCCAUUUGGAUACAGGCUUAAAGUUAUCUCAAAUGGAGAAUCGCGUUGGCAUUCAAAUGAAGAAUGUCACUUCCUAUAGCCAGCCGGUUAGUGCUAAACGCGAUAAUACCCAAGUCCAAGAUAUGGACGAGGCCUCAAGCGAUGAGGAAUCACCGGGAACAACAAGCAAGCUGCAGCCAAGCGUAGCACCCAUGCUUCCGCCAACACACGACAAGGUUGUGGUCAAGAAAUACGAUCCAAAGGCCACCCAACCCAAGGUUCCACAGCCAAUUACUACUGACGAAUAUCUCAUAUCGCCCAUUACGGGAGAAAAGAUCCCUGCCUCCAAGGUUUCGGAGCAUAUGCGUAUUGGCCUUUUGGAUCCACGUUGGGUCGAACAGCGUGAUAAACACACUGUCGAAAAGAUCAACCAGGAUAAUGUCUUUGCCGCUGGCACAGCAAUCGAGGCCAGUCUCAAGCAGUUGGCCGAGCGACGUACGGAUAUUUUCGGUGUGGGCGACGAAGAGACAGUCAUUGGCAAGAAACUCGGUGAGGAAGAGACCAAAAAGGAUGAUCGUGUCACCUGGGAUGGUCAUACAUCCAGUGUAGAGGCAGCCACUCGAGCGGCACGCGCUAACAUCACUCUCGAGGACCAAAUCCAUCAAAUCCACAAGGUCAAGGGUCUUUUGCCCGAUGAGGAGAAGGAAAAAAUCGGUCCCAAGCCAGUGGGAAACAAGGCCACGCUUUCAGCGCCGCCGCAGCCACCUUCCUCCUCAAAGUCCCAACAUAUGCAUGCUCAGAGUCAGCAUCAUCAAGGAGGCGGCGGUGGUCAUCAUUUGCAUCAUCAGCAGUCACACCAUCAUCAUCAACAUCAACAUCCACCGCCUCCACAGCAUCAACAUCAGCACCAACAUCCACCUCAUCAGCAUCCAGGUCAUCAUCAUCCGCCGCAGCAGCAAUCGCAGGGCAAUCCGGUUAUGAUGAUGCAAAUGCGCCCUCCCAUGAUGCAAGCCCCCUAUGGUGGUGGAUACAUGAACAUGCAGCCUCCACAAAUUUCACCGGCUCCUCCAGUAGAUCUGAGACCCAUGGAGGAAGAGCCGCCGACCAAAAAGAUCAGAAGCGAAGACAAUUUGGUGCCAGAAGCUGAAUUUAUAUCUUUGCACAAGAGUCCUGUGACUAUCCAAGUGCAAGUGCCCAAUACCGACAAAUCCGAAUGGAAACUGAAUGGACAGAUGAUUGCUAUUACAUUAGCUCUCACCGAUCAAAUUGCUCAGCUCAAGGCGAAAUUGCAGGAUGAAACUGGCAUGCCGCCGGCUAAACAGAAAAUUUUCUAUGAGGGCAUGUUCUUCAAAGAUAGCAACACGAUGGCGUUCUAUAAUCUCCUGAGCGGGACCACUGUGCAUUUGCAGGUCAAGGAGCGCGGAGGACGCAAGAAAUAAUUUCUUACUGGAACACUAGUUCUGUAGACAGUUUAUUGACGAAUCGUUUCGCAUAAAUUUGUAAUAAAUGGGUCAAUCACAGUA